GACUUAAUUCUGGAACGAAAACCUUGUAUUUUUACACCAGUUGUUCACGGAUUUAAUGGCUGUUUUGUUAAUUCAUUUGGCUACCAAUAACAACGAAGUAGAAACGUCUAUUGUCUUUGACAAUGUUUAACUAUGUCAGCAAUUCUUCCUAUGUUAAUCAAUAGUUAACGGCGAGGCUAUUUUGAGCAUUAUUUCAUGACUAUUCAACACAUUUGAACUGCUGUGUUGAGAUUUUUGUGUUUGUUGAUACAAACAGAGGAGAAGAGCCUUAGACCUCUUUUUACUUGGAUCUAGGAAGAAUUCAAACGUUGUUUGGAUUGUUCAAGGUGGAAAGGCUGACAUCUCUGGAAAUAUUCAUGUUGGUGAUGAAAUUAUAUCCAUUAAUGGUCUGCAGUUUGAUAAUGAACAACAGGCAACAAAAUAUGUUAAGGAUGCCAGAAAGGAACUGAUUCUUAGAGUUAGAAGAGGUCAAGAUAGAAGAAGAAUGAAUAUCAGAUUGACUGGUGAUUUUACUAACUACUUCUCUGAAGCUUUAGAAAAACCUUAUGAAAAAGAGGUUUAUGCACAAAAAAAACCUGUUUCAAACAACAAAAGAUCAAGUAAAGAGUUUGAGAUAGACCUUGGAUAUAGCAACAGUAUUGAAACUACAAAUCCUACAACAGAUUAUCAUAACUCAAACAGAUCACAAGUAACCAGACUUACAAGAUCUGUCAAUGACUUGUCUGAGGUUGAUCAAGUUAAGGAUCAUUUUAUCAAAGAUGAUUUGUCAAGUUCACAACAAGUAAAAGCUUAUGAUUCUUCAAAUAAUCCUGAGAAAGGAUUUCAGCGUAUACUAAGGGUGCAAAGUGUAAAAGUGUCGCCACUGCGACAGUACAAACACACAACAGACAAUGAACUGCCUUCUCCAACAUCCUCUUUUGAUGGAAAUUACAAAAUGAAUGCUGAAAGUAGUCAUUCAUCAACAUCUGGUAAUGUUCAAAAACCAUAUCGCUCUAGUUCCGUUGAAGCUUUAAACCGUACGUGGCCGUCUGCUGAAAAUUCAGAAACCAUUUUGAACACUUCGAUAAAGAGUGAAAUCUCAGGCGGAAACUUACCGUUUGUAGUUUCAGGAAAAUCCAGUGAUGAAGAAAUACAUCAUUCAAUGGUGGAAGGAAAAACUUCUUUAUCGCUUGCACCCAAACCACCAUCGAGAAAUAGUUCAUUUCGUGCAACACGUCGUUCGUCUUCAUCAUCUGUCUUUUCUGAUUCGUCUGAAAGGAAACCGACUUCACCAAGUCCUACAUCACCCAGUCAAACAUCUUAUUAUAACCCAUCGUAUGGGAGUGUUUCCGGUGGGGAAACCAACAGUUUGGAUGAUUUUGAUAAACCUUUACCCCCAAGACGUUACAGCAAGUCAGUAGUCAUGAAUUCCAUACGAAGUAAAAAACAGGGAAGUGUUAAAAAGACAGCGACAGGAGAGAUAGUACAUCAUACUCGAACGCAGAGUCUUCCUCACUAUAUGAAAACUACUGGCCAACAUUCACCUGUUGAAGCUAUUGAGAUCAGUAAUGAGAUGCGGUUGCCAAGGUCUUCCUCAUUUUCACGUGUGAGAGUUCUUGAAACAGGAAGUGGUCAAACAAUGAGAGCUGACAUACAAGAACCAUUCCUUAGUAAAACAACUCGAUCUACAACUGCUAUGAACAACAUAACAACAGAAAAUGUAAAAUCAUCUUACGCAAUGGAUUUGACCAGUAGGGGCAGUAGUGAUCAAGGUACUGUAAUUCAGGCUCUUAAAACUGGUGAAAUAUCUUCAACAAAUGAAGAACCAAAUGAGGCGAUGGCUGACAUUGCCAAAUCGAGCGAAGCUGAAGACGAAGCUUCUAAAACUUCAAACUUGAAUCAUAAAUCAACUGUACAAUUUCAUAGUAAACGUGAAAAACAGCCAAAAUCUAUCCUUAAACGGGACAUUUCAAGACCUCAAGUGACCAAGGUGAAAUCACAAAAACCUUUUUUGAAAGAAAACUCUUUUAUGACACGUUUACUUCAAGAAUCUCAUGCGGAAGGUGGAAACGCGGCUACUGCUGCUAUUGAGAAAGAAAUCAACCAACUUACUGGUAAAACUGGUGUUUCUCUUAAGUCCAAUUUCAACGUUAAAAAUUCUUCAUCGCAAAAUUCAAGCUCAGAGGUGAUGUCUAGUAAAGCUGAAAUCAUGGAGAACGUCGAGCACACGAAUCAAGAAACAAAUAAUGUAGAGAAGACAGUAUCCUCUUCUUAUUUCAAGAAAGAAGAUGAACCAUGUUUGCAACACGUAAAGACGUCUGACUCCGCUUCAUCUGCAAAAAACGUGUUCACUCAAUCCGUUCAACAUCCUAAUGAUGAUGUUGUUUUGCAGAAAAUGAACCCUGUUUCUUCCUUUCAAACGGUGGGGUCAUUUGAUGUUGAACUGAAAGAACAACCAAUAGAAAGUAAUAUUGAUGAUGAUGACGAAAUCAUUGAAAAUGUAUUAUCGUCAAAUGAUGAUAAAACUAUUGGCGAACAGGAAGAGAACUCUAAAAUUCAAUUUUCCUUUUCUACUGAUAAAAAUAUUCAUGAAAAUAUGUCAGAAAGUGUAUCAUACCCAAGAAUGCAGAUGUUAGAUGAAGCAAAACAUGAUAAUUUCAUAUCCUCACCAGAGAUCCCUGUGAAAAGUGGGCACAGUCGAGAAAACUCGGCAUCGUCUCUAUUAGAAGAAACUUUAGAAUCGGCCAAAACCAUUGCAAGUAUAUACUCGGUACAAGGCCCCACUCGUACUCCAGAUGGAGAGGAUUUAAUGAGCACUGCAACUCAAAUGAGGCGUCAAUCACUGGCCAAAAGAGGGAAUCGACGCAGAACAAAGCUUGAUUUAUCAAAUAUUACACCUGAACGGACAUUGUCUGAACCGUCAACGGAGAUAUCGAAAGACGAAACUUCCAAAGAAAGACAUGUUGAAAAUAGAAAUAAUAAUGAACGUGAACUAAGUGGACAAAUAUCUUAUGAAGAAGAAAGUCGUCAGAAUACUUUACUUAGUCCAAAACUAGGAGCUUUGGAAGAACAAAAGGGAAUAUUGAUUUCAAGCAUGCAGAAAAAGAUUGAGUUGUUGAAGGAUCAAGAAAAUGAGGUAAAAGAAGAGAUGAACGAGAAUGAUUUAUUGGGAAAACGAGUGUCAGAAAAAGUAAAAGAAAAAACUACUAGCUCGGAGUUUUCUAAAUACGAACUCUUUGUUGGUGAACUAAACAAUAUUAUUGGACUACUUCUUUCAUUAACACAACGCAUGCAUCGUUAUGAAGUUAUGCUUGAAGAUAUUGAUCUUAACGAGGACAAUGGUCGUACAAAAAGAGAUGUUCUUUUGAAAAGCAUUGACCGAGUUAAGUGUCAAUAUGAGGAAGCCUGUAGGAUUAAAGAAAUUAACGAUAAAAGAGGUGAAACAGUUUCAAAAAUUGUUGAAGAAAGUUGUCGCGAUGAAGAAUUUGCUGAUUUUCAACAUUUUGUUGAUAUGAAAACUCAGCUGGCCCUCACUCAAGCUGAAAUUCAAGAUAAAAUCAAACUGGGCGAAGAGAAACUAAAAGCGUUAAAUUCCGCUCAUAUUGAUUGGGUGAUUUUAGAUCUCAGCUUAAAGUGACAGAUUGUGUGAAAUGUUUUAUGGUAUAAGUUUGAAAAUUUUUAAUAGAUAUGUGAAUGGUAUAAACUAUUAUUUAGAACAAUGUUUAAGUGAUAAAAACUUUGUCAUAGGAGUUAAAAAUAGUUUGCAAAUUAAUUUUUUUACAAUUAUUACUUCAAAAUCCUUCCUGUGUGACCAUUUUUGUAGUAAAGUUGAGUAAGAAUGGCCUCGAUUUAAAAUUUUACCAAUACAUAUGACAUGCUGUCGAAAACAACAAUAAACCAUAAACACCUUAAAAUAAAUUGAUUUACGUUGUUUUGACCGUAUA
Messenger RNA from Xenia sp. Carnegie-2017, 3923 nucleotides. Its product is annotated as protein Shroom4-like. Gene Ontology annotation, molecular function: actin filament binding. NCBI's taxonomy places the organism in Eukaryota, Metazoa, Cnidaria, Anthozoa, Malacalcyonacea, Xeniidae. The transcript is spliced from 9 exons. Gene Ontology annotation, biological process: actin filament organization. Bases 485 to 3616 code for a protein of 1043 amino acids. The record is from RefSeq and is a predicted model, not a curated record. Gene Ontology annotation, cellular component: cortical actin cytoskeleton; adherens junction; apical junction complex.